This is a messenger RNA of Suillus subalutaceus, 876 nucleotides long. RefSeq lists its product as uncharacterized. The coding region runs from base 1 to 876 and encodes 291 amino acids. The transcript is spliced from 6 exons. NCBI's taxonomy places the organism in Eukaryota, Fungi, Basidiomycota, Agaricomycetes, Boletales, Suillaceae. The record is from RefSeq and is a predicted model, not a curated record.
AUGCAUACCGAACGUGAGAUUCUCAAGACGGAGCACCAGCGUCGCAUGGAGAUGAAGAAGACUCAUGAGCAGCGCCUGAAAGGUCGCUUCAUAGUCAACUACUGGGAUGAGAGCGAUGCUGAUCCUAUCUCUGUGACGGGAUAUGAGAAGUCUACGGUCUGCUCUUUAUCUGACCACCACGAUCUCCUUCGAGCACUUAGCCCCAACCUUGGUGAUGUCGAAUACUAUGAUACGAAACUUUGCAGGUGGAUACUGGACAACUGGGACCGUCCUCUCGAGGUCACCACUAACACCCAAGUGUUUAUUUGUCGGCGUGGAGUUGUAUGUAAAGAUCUCGGCAACUUACUGCAGAACUAUCAGGACGGUGUGGGUAACACAACAAAGGAAAGUGAAAUGCGAAAAAUGUGCGAAGCGCGGGAAGGCGAAAGUGCGAAAGGCGAAAAUGCGCAGAGAACAGGGAUGGUAGUGCGAGCAGUGGACAAGUGUAGAGAGACGAUAAUAUGGUGUAAUGGCUCGGAGCCGAAUAGGGAGCGCUCUAAGGAUGCUAAAUAUGGUCUGAUAAUGAAAAGGGACACACCUAGGAACUGGUUGGACGAUGGAUGGAUGCUCCUGGAUGAUGUGCAAUGGAGUGCGCUUAAGUGCGAGAAACGCGCUAAGCGUGUGUGCGGGAACGCGAAAUGCGAAAGUGAGAGCUGUGCAUUGUAUGCGCAAAUGACUGGAGACAUAGCAGAAGUUGCGUAUGGAGUAGGGCGACAAGUGCGAGAGAAACAUGCUAAGCGCGUGCAGGAAUGCUGCGCGUUGUGUGGGAAAGUAGCGCGCCUAUGGCGCGUUUUGCGGGAAAGCUGCGCGUUGUGUGUGGAACGACUAGAGACUUGA